This is a messenger RNA of Adineta ricciae, 1272 nucleotides long. The record is from the annotation of a GenBank genome assembly. NCBI's taxonomy places the organism in Eukaryota, Metazoa, Rotifera, Eurotatoria, Adinetida, Adinetidae.
AUGUUUCUUGCUGUUAUCGCUUUUACACUGAAUUCAUUCCGUCAUUACAUUAUGAAUAACCAUCAGAAUUUAGUUGAAGAUGACAAUGAAGAAGAUGAUGAAACAAGUAGUUCAACUAUCCUGGAUAAAAUCCGUUCCAUUGUAACAUAUGUUUGUACUUAUUUAUGGGCUGUAUCUUUUAUUCUUCUUAUAUUUAUUCUCUAUGCAUCUAUUCGUGGUCCAUUCAAUAUUAUAAAUAGUUUCAAUACUGCCACCAUGUUCUUCAAUACUCUUACUCCGAAGUUUUAUGUUGCCUUGACUGGUACAUCUUCGCUCAUUUCCGGUCUUAUUCUGAUCUUUGAAUGGUGGUACUUUAAACGAUACGGUACGUCGUUUAUCGAACAAGUUUCAAUCAAUCAUUUCACACCAAUGUUAAACGGGAAUGAAUCCAACAAUUCCUUAAUGUCUAACAAUGAGUCUCCUGCAUUAACUUCAUCAUCUAUGAAUGGAUUGAGUAGUGGGAAUGGAACGAACAAUAUGUCUAGUUGUGGAUCAUCGAACGGUAUUGAUUCUGCAACACCAUUGACUGGCACAAACGAAUGUAAAGUAUGGAAGAAUCCGUGUGCGUUGUUUCGUGGAGCAGAAUAUCAGCGCUUGAUUCAAUACAAUGGCAAAGAACCAUUGACAUUUCAUGAUAUGAAUCUGUCAGCUCAAGAACAUCAAACAUUCUUCUCAUGUGAUCUCGAUGAGGGUAAGCCGGAAUAUGAAAUGAUGCAACGAGCCUGGCGUGAACGUGCCCCAUCGACACGUAUUCAACUAGCUCGGGAUGCACUAGAAAAAAAUGCCGAAUUCACACCGGCAUUGGUACUCCUUGCUGAAGAAGAAGCAACGACAAUCAUCGAAGCGGAACGUUUACUUAAACAAGCAUUGAAAUGUGCAGAAAAUGCUUAUAGAAAAUCGCAACAGUUAUUAGAACAGGGUCACAAUCAAGACAUUGUACAUAAACGCAAUACCAAUAUACUAAUCUAUGUCAAACGACGUUUAGGAAUGUGUGCAAGAAAACUAGGAAAACUACGCGAAGCAACGAAAAUAUUUCGUGAUUUAGUCAAAGAAUUUCCCAUGAUGUCGGUUUUUAACAUUCAUGAGAAUCUUAUCGAAGUUUUACUUGCACUACAGAAUUAUCCAGAUGUACAGGGCGUUCUUGCCAAAUAUGAUGAUAUUAGUCUACCGAAAUCUGCGACUAUUUGUUACACGGCUGCAUUGUUGAAAGCAAGAGCAGUCGCUUCCACUUAA